AUGAUUUUAGAUUCAUAUACUUGGUCGUUGGAGACUGCUUGGCGGAAGUUGUGCCAGGAACAUGAUGAGUGUAUUCGAAUCCUUGAACCAGACCUCAUGCACGAUGAUAAUCACCAGCUCAUGGCUCGGUGGCGGCCCCCUUCUGCUGGAUUCUUAAAACUGAACAGUGAUGGUAGCUAUAAAGAAGACGCACAAGUCAUGGGUGGAGUAGGACUGAUUAGAGAUUCUUUAGGUAAAUGGAUUUGUGGAUUCAUAUCUACCUAUAGGGAGGCAACCAACAGUCCAUUCCUUGCAGAAGCUUUGGCUAUGAGAGAUGGUCUUAUACUAGCUUGGGAGCGAGGUGUCCGGAAUAUAAUUUGCAAUUCAGACUGUCAAGAGCUUAUGCAGAUAGCAAGGGACUCAGCACGAGCAAUUCACCAUGUUCAUGGGUGGGUUCUAACAGAGAUCCAAAACUUGUUGUCAAGAAGUUGGUGA
Messenger RNA from Lotus japonicus, 474 nucleotides. RefSeq lists its product as uncharacterized. Gene Ontology annotation, molecular function: nucleic acid binding; RNA-DNA hybrid ribonuclease activity. NCBI's taxonomy places the organism in Eukaryota, Viridiplantae, Streptophyta, Magnoliopsida, Fabales, Fabaceae. The transcript has a single exon. The record is from RefSeq and is a predicted model, not a curated record. Bases 1 to 474 code for a protein of 157 amino acids.